Emiliania huxleyi CCMP1516 is the source of this 417-nucleotide messenger RNA. RefSeq lists its product as hypothetical. The record is from RefSeq and is a predicted model, not a curated record. The coding region runs from base 1 to 417 and encodes 138 amino acids. NCBI's taxonomy places the organism in Eukaryota, Haptophyta, Isochrysidales, Noelaerhabdaceae. The transcript is spliced from 3 exons.
AUGGGCGGGGACGGCAUAUGCGACGUGAAUGCCAUGCUCGUGACCGAAGGCUACGGCCCCGUCGUGACUAGCCCCGUGCACGCCGCUUUCGUGGGGGCGCGGAAACACACCAAUAACACGGCGGAGCUGUCAGCGCUUGCGGAGCUUUUUCGCUCACUACUCCACACGGCACCACGACCAGCAGGCUCACGAGGGGUGGGGCACAGUGGUCAUAAGUGGAACGACUACGUCGAUAAGCAAGCUGACCUCGGCAGGAGCGGCGCGAGGUAUUGCGGCGCACCGGAGUGGCAAGACGAGUCGAUCCCAACAGACGCAGACGACGGGGAGAGCAGCACCGUGGGCGACGACGUGGCGCGACACAUCGGAGACAACAAGGGGAUCCGACGUGAAAGAGCUAUCGACAUUGACGUUCUUUAG